GCCGGAGCCGCGGGCAUGGAGCCGCUCAGCCACCGGGGCCUGCCGCGCCUCUCCUGGAUCGACACCCUCUACAGCAACUUCAGCUACGGGGCGGACGACUACGACGCCGAGGGGCAUGAGGAGCAGAAGGGACCCCCGGAGGGCUCGGAGACCAUGCCAUACAUCGACGAGUCGCCCACCAUGUCGCCCCAGCUCAGCGCCCGCAGCCAGGGCGGCGGCGAGAGCAUCUCCCCCACCCCACCCGAGGGGCUGGCACCUGGGGUGGAGGCGGGGAAAGGCCUGGAGAUGCGGAAGCUGGUGCUCUCGGGGUUCCUGGCCAGCGAGGAGAUCUACAUUAACCAGCUGGAAGCCCUGCUGCUGCCCAUGAAGCCCCUGAAAGCCACGGCCACCACCUCGCAGCCCGUGCUCACCAUCCAGCAGAUCGAGACCAUCUUCUACAAGAUCCAGGACAUCUACGAGAUCCACAAGGAGUUCUACGACAACCUCUGCCCCAAGGUGCAGCAGUGGGACAGCCAGGUCACCAUGGGCCACCUCUUCCAGAAGCUGGCCAGCCAGCUGGGUGUGUACAAAGCGUUUGUGGAUAACUAUAAAGUCGCUCUGGAGACAGCUGAGAAGUGCAGCCAGUCCAACAACCAGUUCCAGAAGAUCUCAGAGGAACUCAAAGUGAAAGGUCCCAAGGACUCCAAGGACAGCCACACGUCAGUCACCAUGGAAGCUCUGCUCUACAAGCCCAUCGACCGAGUCACUCGGAGCACCCUGGUCCUGCACGACCUGCUGAAGCACACGCCUGUGGACCACCCAGACUACCCGCUGUUGCAGGAUGCCCUCCGCAUCUCCCAAAACUUCCUGUCUAGCAUCAACGAGGACAUCGACCCCCGCCGGACUGCAGUUACGACCCCCAAGGGGGAGACCCGGCAGCUGGUGAAGGACGGCUUCCUGGUGGAGGUGUCAGAGAGCUCGCGGAAGCUGCGGCACGUCUUCCUCUUCACUGACGUCCUACUGUGUGCUAAGCUGAAGAAGACCUCCGCGGGGAAGCACCAGCAGUAUGACUGCAAGUGGUACAUCCCCCUGGCCGACUUGGUGUUUCCGUCCCCCGAGGAGUCUGAGGCCAGCCCCCAGGUGCAUCCCUUCCCCGACCACGAGCUGGAGGACAUGAAGAUGAAGAUCUCUGCCCUCAAGAGUGAGAUCCAGAAGGAGAAAGCCAACAAGGGACAGAGCCGGGCCAUCGAGCGCCUCAAAAAGAAGAUGUUUGAGAAUGAGUUCCUGCUGCUGCUCAACUCCCCCACGAUCCCGUUUCGGAUCCACAAUCGGAAUGGAAAGAGCUACCUGUUCCUGCUAUCCUCCGACUAUGAGAGGUCAGAGUGGCGAGAAGCAAUUCAGAAACUGCAGAAGAAAGAUCUCCAGGCCUUUGUCCUGAGCUCAGUGGAGCUCCAGGUGCUCACAGGAUCCUGUUUCAAGCUUAGGACUGUACACAACAUUCCUGUCACCAGCAAUAAAGAUGAUGACGAGUCUCCAGGACUCUAUGGCUUCCUCCACGUCAUCGUCCACUCGGCCAAGGGGUUUAAACAAUCAGCCAACCUGUACUGUACACUGGAGGUGGAUUCCUUUGGCUAUUUUGUCAGCAAAGCCAAAACCAGGGUGUUCCGGGACACAACAGAGCCCAAGUGGGAUGAGGAGUUCGAGAUCGAGCUGGAGGGCUCCCAGUCCCUGCGGAUCCUGUGCUAUGAAAAGUGCUACGACAAGACCAAGGUCAACAAGGACAACAACGAGAUCGUGGACAAGAUCAUGGGCAAGGGACAGAUCCAGUUGGAUCCACAAACUGUUGAAACCAAGAACUGGCACACGGACGUGAUCGAGAUGAACGGGAUCAAAGUGGAGUUCUCCAUGAAGUUCACCAGCCGGGACAUGAGCCUGAAGAGGACCCCGUCCAAAAAGCAGACCGGCGUCUUCGGGGUGAAGAUCAGCGUGGUGACUAAGCGGGAGCGCUCCAAGGUGCCCUACAUCGUGCGGCAGUGCGUGGAGGAAGUGGAGAAGCGGGGCAUCGAGGAGGUCGGCAUCUACCGGAUAUCGGGGGUGGCCACGGACAUCCAGGCGCUGAAGGCCGUCUUCGAUGCCAAUAACAAGGACAUCCUGCUGAUGCUGAGUGACAUGGACAUCAAUGCCAUCGCCGGCACCCUCAAGCUCUAUUUCCGGGAGCUGCCCGAACCCCUCCUCACAGACCGGCUUUACCCGGCCUUCAUGGAGGGCAUUGCCCUGUCAGACCCUGCUGCCAAGGAGAACUGCAUGAUGCACCUGCUCCGCUCCCUGCCCGACCCCAACCUCAUCACCUUCCUCUUCCUGCUGGAACACUUGAAAAGGGUUGCCGAGAAGGAGCCCAUCAACAAAAUGUCGCUCCACAACCUGGCUACCGUGUUUGGCCCCACGUUACUGAGACCCUCAGAAGUGGAGAGCAAAGCGCAUCUCACGUCAGCUGCAGACAUCUGGUCCCACGACGUCAUGGCACAGGUCCAAGUCCUCCUCUACUACCUGCAGCACCCCCCCAUCUCCUUCGCCGAGUUGAAGCGGAACACACUGUACUUCUCCACCGACGUGUAGCCCGGGGCGGGGCCGGCUGCAGGGGCGGCGGGGCCAGCCUCACCAGCCGGGGGCCCUACACAGACUUGAAAGACUGCAGUGGGACACUCCCACGCCCGGACUCUAGGGCACACCGGCUCCCAGGAACUGGACCCUGAGCGUCUUUUGUGGCACCUUGUACAGAGCCAGCUGGCCAGCCCCCAGCCGCAGCGCCGCGCCCCGGGCUCCCGCCCUCGUCCCUCUAGUCGUGUCUAAAGCUCCGUGCUGUUGGGGACUGUUCUAUGUGUAUCUGUCAUGCAGAAGAGGUACUGACCACGCCGGUGUGGGCGCGCACAUAGCCUGCUUCGUUCUUCCAUUUCCUGCAGCACUCUCCUCCCGCGUCCGGUGCGAGGGCUUGGACUCUGCUGCCAGCCUCGCUCCCAGCCCCGCCCCCAGACGGCAGUCCCCGCGCAGCCUCGCCUGCACCGCUGGCCCGCACGCAUGGGCAGCCUCCGUCCUCGCUCUGUCGCCUUGACGCAACUGAAGAGGCCCUGGGUGGCGGCGGCAGUGGCGGUCGCCUGAGGCUGCCGCGGGCCGCCCCGGCCUCUCCCUGCCCCCGUGGAAGCACACCUGCUUUGCCUUGCUGCCUGUGCAAAUGUUGGACAAGGAGACACACACUAACCGUCAGCUUAGCGCAGAGCUGGACAGCAGACUUCUGGACUUUUCCACCCGCGACUCUCCAUUUGCAGGGUUUGUCUUUUCUGCCUCUGGCCUACCCGUGAGGCUGUCUUUGACUGUUUCUUCUGCUUUUCGGUUCCUUUUCCCCCAGUGUUCUGUUUCCAUUGAGUGUAGAUUCACAGUGACUUCCUAUCUAGAGGGUCAGGCAGAAUCUGGGGAGGUGGGAGAGCAGCUGCUGAGGAAGCCAGGCAGGGCGGGCAGUCAGAGGGAGGCCGCGCAGCACGGGUGGGGGACACGGCUCGGAGAAGCCAGGCUUCCUGGGGGCCAGCGAGGCGGCUGAAGCAGGUGUCCGGACACGGGCAGGCUCCCCUGGGGAGGCUGGCUGGCACCUCGCGUACCUCACAGUACUUUUGCCUUAGAUUUCACGUUCUCCUCUGCCAAGCACUGCCACGGGGCAGCCCCCACGGCCACGUGUGCUCUGAGACCCGGGCAGGACAGGCACAGGCCAGCAGGAGCCACAGCACCGCCUGUCUCGGGACCGGGUGCUGUUGGGGCCCUCACUGCAGACAGCUUGCUCCACAGUGGGGGCUCAGCAGGUCCCAUCCCCAACUCUGAACCCAUUGCUCAGUACUGGGAAGGGCGGCCUCCUGUGGCAGAGGGGUUCCAGGCCCUCCGCUCUUGUUGCUCGUGCUCAGGGCGAAGUCUUCGAGGGGCUCGCUGGCCUCAAGCUGUAGUGCUUUCUGAUCCGUUCACACCCGUGGCCUUCGGCACAGCGGUACCCACUGCGCGCACGUCGGAGGAAGAGAUGCCUGAGAGGAAGGAAGUAGUGGCCACCCAGCCGCGGUCAACAGCUCAGUGAGUUCUCCCUGGGACAGGCGGCCGAGGAGGAAGAAUGCCACUGGCGCCCGAGACCCCACGCCUGCCUGUGCCCGCCAUCUCCGCUUGACACGCGGUCGGCCGCUGAGGUGUGGUGGGGAAGGCUCUGGCUCGCCUCUGACAGCGACGAGUCAGAGGUCCACGUGGCGCUAGUGACAGCCCAGAUGAGUGGCUCCCACUGCCCCAGAGCCGGGGCGUUCGCCUCCCAGCGUCGGGUAACUGAGCAGCGUGCAAGCUGGCCGAGCGUACACGAGAGCAGGAGCAGGCAGGUUUAUGAAGCUGGCCCCCAGAGGUGGAGGCUUACAUGCCACACCUGGACUAAGCUGCACCCAGGAAACCUGGGGUGGGUUCUCCUCAGACGGCCUGUGCAGGCCACGGUGUCACUGGGCCUGCAGGCUCUGGGUACGCCUGUCCUUGCUGGGCACCAGCUGAGGCUGCCAGUUUUUGCCGAUGGAGGUAGGAUGGGACCCUUCAUUA
Messenger RNA from Lepus europaeus (European hare), 4584 nucleotides. RefSeq names its product ABR activator of RhoGEF and GTPase (gene ABR). The coding region runs from base 16 to 2595 and encodes 859 amino acids. Gene Ontology annotation, molecular function: guanyl-nucleotide exchange factor activity; GTPase activator activity. The record is from RefSeq and is a predicted model, not a curated record. The transcript has 23 exons. NCBI's taxonomy places the organism in Eukaryota, Metazoa, Chordata, Mammalia, Lagomorpha, Leporidae. Gene Ontology annotation, cellular component: membrane. Gene Ontology annotation, biological process: intracellular signal transduction; positive regulation of GTPase activity.